Nothoprocta perdicaria is the source of this 1550-nucleotide messenger RNA. RefSeq names its product sulfotransferase 6B1-like. Gene Ontology annotation, cellular component: cytoplasm. NCBI's taxonomy places the organism in Eukaryota, Metazoa, Chordata, Aves, Tinamiformes, Tinamidae. The transcript has 7 exons. Gene Ontology annotation, molecular function: sulfotransferase activity. The record is from RefSeq and is a predicted model, not a curated record. The coding region runs from base 58 to 996 and encodes 312 amino acids. Gene Ontology annotation, biological process: sulfation.
GAUUACACUUCAACAGGGACUUUUAGAAAGAAAGAAAAGGGAAGUAAAGAGAAGAGAAUGGCAAAGCCUAAAACAGCUUUAGCUGAUGUACUGGAAAAAUCGAUGAUUGCUGCUGACACCUUAGAACGUAAAGACCUGAUCUUUACCUACAAGGGCACUGUCUACCCAACUACRCUUUGCACUCCUGAAAUAUUCAAAGCUAUGGAGUCCUUUGAAGCCAGAAGAGAUGAUGUCAUUCUAGCAGGUUUUCCUAAAUCUGGUACAAACUGGUUCGGUCAAAUCUUAAGUGACUUGAUAGCAACCGCUGCAAAGAAAAAKAAAAAUGAAACAAAUAAUCACGAUGAUGUGCCAGAAGAAUUUCCCUACCUUGAAAUUGGAGAUCCUGAAAAAUAUGAGAGGAUGAAGAAAUUACCCCCAAGAAGACUUAUACGUACCCAUAUGGCUCCUCAAAAACUACCAGAAUCCAUUUUCAAAAACAAAGCCAAAAUACUGCUAUUGCUCCGCAAUCCAAAAGAUUUAGCAACAUCGUACUACCAUUUUUCSUUAGUCUUUUCUCCUUUUCCAUCUUAUGAAUCUUGGGAUUGUUUCUUUAAAGACUUUAUGGCUGGAAAAGUGCCAUGGGGAUCUUAUUUCAACUAUCUUUCUGAAUGGAACAAAUACAUUGACAAUGAAAAUGUUAUGCCUAUAGGUUUUGAAGACGUAAAAGAGAAUACAUAUUUAGGAGUGAAAAAAAUAGUUGAAUUUUUUGAGUUCCCUUUGAAUGAAGCAGAAAUUCAUGCUGUUGUGCAGAGGAGUAGCUUCCAAUCUAUGAAGAAGAACUCCAAGGAGACCCAUGGAGCAUUUGGUGAUGUCCUCUUCCGAAAAGGUGGUGUUAGCGACUGGCGGAAUCUUUUUACGGAAAAGCAUAAUUUAGAAAUGGACAAAAUGUACAAGGAACACUUAGAAGCAAUCCCUCUUGGAAAAAGGUUAAAAUAUGAUGUGUAUUGCAAAGCCUGAUGGAUAAAGGACUUGUACUUUUGAAGCAAACAUUUCCUGAACUCUGAUCAGGAAUGCAGUCUCAUGACAUACAGGAGACAAGAGGAUGCUGCAGAUAAACUUUAUUCAGACCACAACUGACUUUUUGGUGACAGAUGUGUAUAUCAGGCUUUAAUUUUAAAUACAAAACCUUUGGCAUAGUGAGAUGGUGUUCAUGUACUGGAGAGUAUUAUAAUUAAUCACAUGCGGAUGAAUGUAACAGCUCUGCUUCAUAAUAUACCAUCUUAAGGAAAUAAGCUAUUUCCCCUUUUAUUAUUGAGCUUUUCAAUAUUUGAGAGUAUUUGAUACCUGGAAACUGUUGAAAGAUCUUUCAGUUCAGGCUACUUCUUCGCAGAAAGAUUUCUUCCAGAGCUAAGCUCUGAUCCAAAUGUAAUUCAAAUCAAAAGAUAUUUUUCCCUCUGACUUCAAUGAAAAUUGAAUUAUACAUAUAGUAAACAUUGAUAAAUAUGAAAGAGGCAUUGCAGUGCUUAAAACAAUAGUACCUUAAUCUUCUUUAAAGUGUAGCUSUCUUUCAU